Messenger RNA from Serpula lacrymans var. lacrymans S7.9, 786 nucleotides. RefSeq lists its product as uncharacterized. The record is from RefSeq and is a predicted model, not a curated record. The transcript is spliced from 7 exons. NCBI's taxonomy places the organism in Eukaryota, Fungi, Basidiomycota, Agaricomycetes, Boletales, Serpulaceae. Bases 1 to 786 code for a protein of 261 amino acids.
AUGUCAGAGUAUGCUACACUUUCUCUAGCAUUAAACUCUGUACCCAACAGUCUCUCAACGGUAUCUACAAUGCAGAAGUUGCACAUGUCCCCAGCCCAGCAAACGAACUUUUCAUGGCUGGCAUUCAAUUGGCAGGUAUCCAUCUCCAGAAUGGAGGGCACCCUGCUAUGGGACUUGGCCAACCUUCUACAAUCUCCCAUUCUUACCAACAAUGUUUGGACAGAGUGUAAACAAGAGCAUGCUGAAAAGGGCGACAGAAUUAAUAACGCAGAUGAUUUGCAAUCACAGCUCCGCAGGCACUACAAAAAAGGAAUGAAGAUAUCUGAUGGCAUAUACAUUUGUAUCCCUAUGGAUGCUAUUCCCAACUCCCUGGUGGAUAUCCACAACUCUGAUGAGACAUUAAUGGCAUUCAUCCGCACCAGUCUUCCAGCAAAAACACAAAAUUCUCUUACAGACAACCUACUAGCCGUGUUUGGGACCGUGGAUCUAUUGACAGAGACGAACACCCGCAUUGAUGCUGACUCUACCUUUCAAGCACUCCACUUGUUAUGGUACAAUCGCCAUUGUACCAAGGGUUAUGAAGCUCCAUCUGAUAUCCCUCCUUCUAUGCUUGACAGAGUUGGCUGUGUACAUACCAACCACAGUCAGAUGAUUCCAUCCAUCUCCAAGGAUGUCAAAGACAACCAGAAAAUGUUUCAGUCCCUCAAGAUCAUCUUCAAAGAGUUGUACUCAGUCUCUGACUCGGACUGCCUCAGUAAAGCUAAGGGAGUCAGAUGUGUGGUCUGA